Molecule: messenger RNA, 1865 nt
Organism: Dalotia coriaria
Lineage: Eukaryota; Metazoa; Arthropoda; Insecta; Coleoptera; Staphylinidae
Product: monocarboxylate transporter 2-like
Exons: 8
Coding region: 349-1728 (459 amino acids)
Biological process (GO): transmembrane transport
Cellular component (GO): membrane
Molecular function (GO): monocarboxylic acid transmembrane transporter activity
Source: RefSeq, a predicted model, not a curated record
UCCCUGAGUUUCUUCAAUAUUUACAAAAUAUCAUAUGAUCACUUAUCGCAUACACCGCCUCAUUUCGUCUGCACUAUUGCAAGGUGCAAGCAGCGACAUAUGCACACCAAACGUACAUAACCGUUUAGAUCGAGUGUUUGUCACGUUCGCAUUUUCUUUAACUAUUGUACUUUUUAACUUAAAACGUGUAAACUCAAAUCUCACUCGUGCAAUGACAUCCUGUGCGGUUUCAAUGGUCCCUAAAUGUUUAAUCAGCAGUUUUUGCAACAGCCACAUCCGCUGAUAAUAACUUGAUGAGUAUGUGAUGUGUUGAUAUAUACUCACUUUAUACAUUCUGUUUUACACAUCAUGGAAUGGAAUCAGGAUGGUUUUGUGCCACCGGAUGGUGGCUAUGGCUGGAUCAUUGUUAUUGCAUUUGUUGUUAUUAAUUCAUGUCUACUAAACUUGACACAAUGUUUUGGAAUUAUUUAUCACAGCCAAUAUGAUGUGUUGGGGUUAACUGGAGCAAAAGUUUCGUUUUUGCUACAUUUGUACAAUUUUAUAAUGUGUGCAUUAGGUAUCAUAAGCGGUCCACUCUUGAAACGUUUCGAUUAUCGUCAGGUUUCGUUCCUUGGAAGUUUUCUCAUGUGUUUGGGGACAUUCUUAACAGCUUUUUCAAAAAGUUAUGAAGCGCUGCUAUUCACCAUUGGCAUUUUAAUAGGCACUGGACAAGGCAUCUUGAUGCCUGGAAUGUACAUCGCGGUGAAUUCGUAUUUCAAGAAACGUCUGACGUUGGCCAUCAGUCUGCAAGUCACUGGUGCUAGUUUGUCACAAAUUUUCAUGCCACAGGUUUGUGACUGGCUGGUAAAAAACUACGGUGUUCACGGGGCUGUGUUGAUUUUGGCUGCUAUUUCUUUCAAUGCUCUUCCACUCACUAUUUUAUUACGUCCUAUGGGAAAGAAGAAGUCUAAGUCAACGAAUGAGAAGACAGAUGAUACACACGUGUCCGAGAGGUUGUUGUCGCCUGUCUAUCAGGAAACAACGUACCGCGUGACGAAGAACAAGCGCAGCCGGAUCAGCGAGUUUGCUAGAAUGCUGGAUUUAGGUUUGUUUGGCGAUCGUGUAUACGUGAUCAUCGUCAUCGGCAUGGGCGUCUCGUUCGCAUCGGAAUUAAACGUGAUCCUAAUGAUGCCGUUCAUUCUGCGCGAGCUGUCGCACUUCAAUCAGGACAACACCGCGAACGCAAUGAGCGUGCAGGCAUUUGCCGAUAUAAUUGGUCGGCUGGCAAUUCCCUUCAUUGCAUAUCGUCAGGAUGUGCCACCUAAAAUUAUGUACCUGCUUUCAUUAACUUUAUCAUGUUUUGGUAGAACUAUAUUAAGUGUCUUUUACGAACAACCGUCCUUAGUCUUUACUGUGUCGGCCAUUUUGGGUCUGGCCAAGGGAAUGAAGGCUGUGUUUCAAUCCGUUAUCAUACCAAAGUUUGUCAGCAGAGAGAAACUCGCGGCUGCAACAGGUUUAUCAAUGGUUUCCAAUGGAAUUUUGUCUUUAAUCAUUGGUCCUUUAAUUGGUUGGACUCAUGAUAUAAGUGAGUCAUACAUCUACACAUUGCAUGUGGCGUCAGUGUUGUCGCUCUUUUGCAUCGUGCUGUGGACGGCAGAGUUUCUCUGCACAUCACGUUUAAGAUUAAAACGUGUUGAGACUGUCGAAGUCAACGAAGUAAACCAAGAAAAUAAUGUGAACACGAAAUGAUUCACGCUGUAUAUUCUCUUUCAUCAAUUUAUUACCUUUUUCUACCCCGUAUUGUAUAUAACAAAUGAGAGUUUACGGAAUAUUAUAUAGACUUUUACUACAUUUAUAACUUUAGUAAUAAUAAAUAUUUAAACAAA